AUUAUUUUCAUCACGAGUUACGCCCCCCGCCAUGUUCGAUGACAUUUUGGUCGGGUUUCAGUACACCCUGCAAGAAUUAUGCAUUCCGAGCAUAAUUUCAUGUAUAUUGGUACACUAAUUGAAUAAGUAUCUGUUUGGAUUUCUAGUAUUUUCAAGGGAAUCUCUUACUUUGAUGAUAUCUAAAUUAUCUAUGUAUUUCCCUAAUUUAUUGCAAGCAACUGCAAGUUUCCUACUAAAGACUCCACUUCUGCGUUGAAGCCAAAAAUGAGAGAAUGCAUGAGCCUACACGUGGGCCAGGCUGGCGUGCAGAUCGGCAACUCGUGCUGGGAGCUGUACUGCCUCGAGCACGGCAUUCAGCCUGAUGGACAGAUGCCUGCAGACGACAGCGUCGGUGUCGCCGACUCUUCCUAUAACGCCUUCUUCAGCGAGACUCAGAACGGGCAGCACGUGCCCAGGGCUGUCAUGGUCGACUUAGAGCCAACUGUUAUAGACGAGAUCCGCACGGGGUUGUACAAGGGCCUCUACAACCCCAUGACACUCUUGACUGGCAAGGAGGACGCGGCCAACAACUUCGCGCGCGGCUACUACACCAUCGGCAAGGAGAAGAUCGACGCCACGCUAGAUGUCAUCAGGAAACUCAGCGAUCAGGCUGACUCCCUACAGGGCUUUUUGGUGUUCCACUCAUUCGGGGGCGGCACAGGAAGCGGCUUCACGUCGCUGUUACUGGACAACCUCAAGCUCGAGUAUGGCAAGAAGAUCAAACUUGAGUUCGCAGUGUACCCGGCACCUCAGGUUUCGACUUCCAUGGUAGAGCCGUACAACUCGGUCCUGACGACUCACUCCUCCAUGGAGAACUGUGACGUGGUCUUCUUGGUUGACAACGAAGCUAUUUACGAUCUUUGCCAUCGCAGCCUCAAGAUAAUUAGGCCUUCCUACACAAACCUAAACAGGCUUAUAAGUCAAAUAGUGAGCUCCAUCACGACUUCCCUCAGGUUUGAUGGUGCCAUCAACGUGGACAUGACAGAGUUCCAAACAAACCUGGUGCCGUAUCCCCGCAUCCACUUCCCGCUGGUCAACUACGCGCCGGUCCUUAGCCCCGAUCAGGCCAAGCACGAACAGAUGUCCACCAACCAGCUGACAAUGUCCUGCUUCGAGCCCUCCAACCAGAUGGUGAAAUGCAACCCUCAAGACGGCAAGUACAUGGCGUGUUGCCUGCUGUACCGCGGCGACAUUGUGCCCAAGGAUGUCAACUCCUCCAUUCAGGCCAUCAAGAACGGCAAGAACGUUCAGUUCGUGGCCUGGUGCCCCACAGGCUUCAAGGUUGGAAUCAACUACCAGCCCCCCACGACCGUGCCGGGCGGUGACCUGGCCAAGAUGAACAGGUCGCUCUGCAUGCUCUCGAACACAACUGCGAUCGCCUCGGCGUGGCGCCGCCUGGACCACAAGUUCGACCUGCUCUACUCGAAGCGCGCGUUCGUGCACUGGUUCGUGGGUGAGGGUAUGGAGGAAGGAGAGUUCGCUGAAGCCAGGGAGGACCUUGCGGCCUUGGAGAAAGAUUACGAGGAGGUGGAAGACGAUGCUGAUUAUUCCGAUCUCGAUGACGAUGAAGGUUAUUGAAGAAUCAAUGGUCAGGAUUUGCAAAUUAGUAUUCGAGUCAGUGGAUGAUGAAGAUAAAUCGAGGAGUUGAGAGAAGCGGUUUGCAUUGCUUUUAUGAUCGUUUUUAGGGUAACAUAUCACAGUAGAAUUAGUGUCAAAUAAUUAUUUAUGUCUAAAUUUUCUAAGGUAAUUAUGUGAUCGUAGGUCAAUGCUCGUUAUGUAGCAAAAAUAUUCCCUACACAGUGGACCCACAGGACGACCGGUUGAUAUAAUCUUGCGGUUGAAUAAAACAGAUAUCACUAAAUAAACGUAAUAUAUAUUUUAAUAAGUGUAUUUCUGCCUACCGCUGUGUGAUGGGCAAUUCAUGACUGAUUAAUUGGAUUCCAUUCAAUUUGAAAAAGAAAAAUUGUAGUUUCAAAGUUACGUUUUCCCAGUUUUCGGCCGUUGCCCAUUGGUAAUUUUGUCAUUCAUAAUUUCCAAGUCUUGAUAUAGUAAUAUAAAUGAAGGCACAAUAUUCCUUACGUUGUCUCUACACGAAUCGCAUAUUAAUCUGUUGAUUUGAGUGAAUUGACUAAAAUAAAUAAAAACUAAUCGAUAUGAAUAUACGGGACGAGGCUUCCUAAUUAAAGAAUCAUCUACACUUCAUUUGAAAAUUGCCACGGUGCCGAUGAAGAUGGAACAUAGAACUUGGUUAUCAAGUAAAUAGCUUAAUUGUGAAAAUGAAUUUAUAUUGAAUAUAGGCGAU
Messenger RNA from Hyalella azteca, 2341 nucleotides. RefSeq names its product tubulin alpha chain. The transcript has 8 exons. Bases 265 to 1617 code for a protein of 450 amino acids. The record is from RefSeq and is a predicted model, not a curated record. Gene Ontology annotation, cellular component: microtubule; cytoplasm. Gene Ontology annotation, biological process: mitotic cell cycle; microtubule cytoskeleton organization. Lineage: Eukaryota; Metazoa; Arthropoda; Malacostraca; Amphipoda; Hyalellidae. Gene Ontology annotation, molecular function: structural constituent of cytoskeleton; GTP binding.